This is a messenger RNA of Dioscorea cayenensis subsp. rotundata (Guinea yam), 1294 nucleotides long. RefSeq names its product UDP-arabinopyranose mutase 1-like. The record is from RefSeq and is a predicted model, not a curated record. Gene Ontology annotation, cellular component: Golgi apparatus; cytosol. NCBI's taxonomy places the organism in Eukaryota, Viridiplantae, Streptophyta, Magnoliopsida, Dioscoreales, Dioscoreaceae. Gene Ontology annotation, molecular function: UDP-arabinopyranose mutase activity. Gene Ontology annotation, biological process: UDP-L-arabinose metabolic process; plant-type cell wall biogenesis.
GCCCCUUUCGCUUCGUCGAAUUCAAAGCUCUCAACUUUGACAUCAAUGGCGGGUGGAUCGAUCCCAAGCACGCCGCUUCUCAAGGAUGAGCUGGAUAUCGUCAUCCCGACCAUCCGAAACCUUGACUUCCUCGAGAUGUGGAGGGCGUUCUUCCAGCCGUACCACCUCAUCAUCGUUCAGGAUGGAGAUCCGUCGAGGACCAUCAAGGUUCCUGAGGGUUUCGACUACGAGCUCUACAACCGCAACGAUAUCAAUCGGAUCUUGGGGCCUAAAGCGUCCUGUAUCUCGUUCAAGGACUCUGCUUGCCGGUGCUUUGGGUUUAUGAUUUCUAAGAAGAAAAUAUUUUUCACCAUUGAUGACGAUUGCUUCGUAGCAAAGGAUCCGUCUGGCAAGGAGAUCAAUGCACUUGAGCAGCACAUAAAGAACCUGCUCACCCCUUCGACCCCAUUUUUCUUCAACACUCUGUAUGAUCCUUACCGAGACGGUGCUGAUUUUGUCAGAGGCUAUCCUUUCAGCUUCCGUGAAGGCGCUCCUACUGCUGUCUCUCAUGGUCUGUGGCUGAACAUCCCUGACUAUGAUGCUCCCACCCAGCUUGUUAAGCCUCUCGAAAGAAACACGAGGUAUGUGGAUGCAGUUCUUACAAUACCGAAAGGAACAUUGUUCCCAAUGUGCGGAAUGAAUCUGGGUUUUAACCGUGAACUGAUUGGCCCUGCAAUGUACUUUGGCCUUAUGGGUGAUGGCCAGCCUAUCGGACGCUACGAUGAUAUGUGGGCAGGAUGGUGCACAAAGGUUAUCUGCGACCACUUCGGAUUGGGAGUGAAGACCGGCUUGCCUUACAUUUGGCACAGCAAAGCAAGCAACCCAUUUGUGAACCUCAAGAAGGAAUACAAUGGCAUUUACUGGCAAGAAGAGAUCAUCCCCUUCUUCCAAAAUGUGGUUAUCCCGAAAGAGUGCACCACUGUCCAGAAAUGUUACCUCGAGCUCGCCAAACAAGUUAAGUCAAAGCUCACCAAGGUAGACCCCUACUUCGACAAGCUAGCCGAUGCUAUGGUUACUUGGAUUGACGCCUGGGAUGAGCUUAAUCCUUCUGCUGCUCUAACAAUCAAUGGCUCUGAUAAGAAGUAGAAUAUCCGUCAUCAAUUAUCUUGUUACCGAUCUCAGCGGUUUUUCCUAGUUUGAGUUGAUUUCAGUCACCAUUUUUCUUUUUCUGGGCGUUUGAAUGAUUAUGACCUUAUUGUACUCUGAGAUACUAUUUGGUAUUAUUUAGAAUAACAAUAAUAUUUCUUAUGCAGAA